AUGCCUGUCGUCAGCCCCGAGAAGCUGGCCCAGCUCCAGCAAAACGCGGACAAUGUGCGGAAUAUCUGCAUCCUAGCCCAUGUCGACCAUGGCAAGACGUCGCUCACUGACGCCCUCCUCGCCACCAAUGGUAUUAUUUCAGCCAAGCUGGCCGGCAAGAUCCGUUACCUGGACUCGCGGCCCGACGAGCAGUUGCGCGGCAUCACCAUGGAGUCGUCGGCCAUUUCCCUCUAUUUUUCCAUGCUGCGGCGGGCAAACCCCGACGCAGCUCCCGAGGCUAAGGAGUAUCUUAUCAACCUUAUCGACUCUCCCGGCCACAUCGACUUCAGCAGCGAGGUGUCGACCGCCUCACGUCUCUGCGAUGGCGCCGUCGUGCUUGUCGAUGCCGUCGAGGGUGUGUGCAGCCAGACAGUGACAGUGCUGAGGCAGACGUGGACCGAGAAGCUCAAGCCGCUUUUGGUCAUCAACAAGAUCGACCGUCUAGUUACCGAGCUGAAGAUGACGCCCACCGAGGCUUACAUUCACCUGAGCAAGAUCCUCGAGCAGGUCAACGCCGUGCUCGGAAGUUUCUUCCAGGGAGAGCGCAUGGAAGAGGACCUCAACUGGCGCGAACGCAUAGAGGAACGAGUCGCCGCCGCCGUCGCUAAGGAGGCCAAGCUCGCAGACCAGCAAACCGACUCUGACGACCUCCUGUUUGAGGAGCGUGAUGACGAGGAGCUCUACUUUGCCCCCGAGAAAAACAACGUCAUCUUUGGCAGCGCUAUCGACGGCUGGGCUUUUACCGUCAGGCAGUUUGCCGGUCUCUACGAGAAGAAGCUUGGCAUCAAGCGCAGUUCUCUCGAGAAGGUUCUUUGGGGCAACUUCUAUCUAGACCCCAAGACAAAGAAGGUCCUGGGGCCUAAGCACCUGAAGGGCCGCUCUCUCAAGCCCCUUUUCGUUCAGCUGGUGCUGGAUCAGAUUUGGGCCGUCUACCAGGCCACAGCUGGCGGUGACAGCGGGACGGGGGAUCCCGUGCUUCUGGAAAAGAUCACAAAGUCUCUCAACCUGACAGUUCCUCCCCAUGUCCUCCGCUCUCGGGAUCCGAGACUACUCCUGACCACAGUUUUUGCAUCCUGGUUGCCCCUUUCAGUGGCUCUUCUGGUUUCGGUAGUGGAAUCCCUCCCGUCGCCGAGGAUAGCACAGGCGGAACGGCUGCCCGAUCUGUUGCAGAAUGUGCCCGGGGCAGACCAUGUCGACCCCAAAAUCAAGGACGCCAUGGUUUCGUUCAAGAAAUCGCCAUCGGACCCUAUGGUUGCCUACGUCAGCAAGAUGGUCUCCAUUCCUGAGAGCGAGCUACCUGAAAAUAAACGACGCGGGCCCCUCAACGGGGUAGAGGCGCGAGACCUUGCCCGGAAGAAGCGUGCCGAGGCAGCUCAAGCACAGGCAGCUGCCGCCGCUGCCGACGGUGCCGUGGACGGUCUCACAAACGCGAUGUCGAGCGCCACAUUGGAACAGAAGAAUACAGAUGUCGGUGACAAAGAGGUCGAGCCCGAGCACCUAAUAGGAUUUGCACGUAUCUUCUCCGGUGUACUGUCUGUCGGUGACCUAGUCUACGUCAUCCCCCCUAAGUUCUCGCCUGCUGACCCGCUCGCCUCGUCGGUACCCAAGACGGUAACGGUAGCCGCCCUCUACAUGCUAAUGGGGCGGAAUCUUGAAGCCCUUGAUUCUGUGCCCGCUGGCGUCGUCUUCGGCAUUCGUGGGCUUGAUGGGAGCGGUAUUCUCAAAUCCGGCACACUAUGUAGUCAGCUAGAAGGAGCAGUCAAUCUUGCUGGAAUCGCAAACAUCGCCGGUCGGCCCAUCGUCCGUGUGGCUCUGGAACCUGUCAACCCAUCAGACCUGGACAAUAUGAUCAAGGGCCUCCGAUUACUUGUCCAAAGUGACCCGUGCGCCGAGUAUGAACAGUUCUCUAGCGGCGAGCACGUGUUGCUGACUGCCGGCGAGCUACAUCUCGAACGCUGCUUGACCGAUCUGCGUGAGCGCUUUGCCCGCUGCGAGAUCCAAGCUAGUGCACCCAUUGUGCCUUACCGCGAGACCACUGUCCGCGCUGAGGAGAUGCGGUCUCCUGCCAACAAAGACCUCGGACGCGGCGUUGUGGUGGGAACGACGAGUUCCAAACAGGUGACAGUCACGCUGCGGGUCAAGCCCAUUCCAUCCAACGUUACCAGCUUUCUGGGAAAGAAUACCGGCGGCAUCAAGCGAUUAUUCUCUGACCGAGGAGCUGCCGGUGAGACGGGGCCCUCGUCUCAAGCGGCGGAUUCGACAGAAGCCGGAAUCGCUACCCCACCGGGCGAAAAGCUGGACGAGGACGACGAAGGCGUAUCGAUAGGAGCGUGUCUAACGCCUGAGGAGCUCAGGACACAGCUUUUGGCCCAGCUAGAGAGCGGAAAGGGUCGAGAUUCCUGGAAAGGCGUAGUCGACCGCAUUGUGUCUUUUGGGCCAAGGCGUUCGGGCUCAAAUCUCCUCAUCGACGCUACCAAGGGGCAGUACUUCUCCAAAGCCUUCGAUAAGAACCGCGACAAGGAUAGCCGCGGCCCGAUGGCCAACGAGAGGCUGCAAGCCGCUCACCUCUGCGACAGGAUAACGUACGGUUUCCAGCUGGCGACAAACCAGGGGCCGCUGUGCCACGAGCCCGUCGAGGGGGUCGCCGUCUUCAUCGAGGACAUCACCGUUGCGGCCGCCGAGGAAGAGAUACCCGCGCGCGAUAGGGUUGGCCGGCUGACGGGCGAGGUCAUAAAGACUGUGCAGCAGUCUAUGCACAAGGGCUUCCUCGACUGGUCGCCGCGCCUGAUGUUGGCCAUGUACUCGUGCGAGAUUCAAGCAAGCACCGAAGUACUCGGACGCGUCUACGACGUCCUGACGCGCCGGCGCGGGACAGUACUGUCCGAGGCCAUGAACGAGGGCACGCCCUUCUUCACGAUCCAGGCGCUGCUGCCCGUGGCCGAGUCGUUUGGGUUCGCCGACGAGAUGCGCAAGCGCACGUCGGGCGCCGCGCAGCCGCAGCUCAUCUUCACGGGCUUCGAGAUUCUCGACGAGGACCCCUUCUGGGUGCCCUUCACCGAGGACGACCUUGAGGACUUGGGCGAGUUUGGCGACCGCGAGAACGUGGCGAAGCGGUACAUGGACGGCGUGCGGAGGCGGAAGGGGCUGCUCGUAGAGGGGAGGAACGUGGCUACGGAUGCGCAGAAGCAAAAGACACUGAAGCGGUGA
Molecule: messenger RNA, 3246 nt
Organism: Lasiosphaeria miniovina
Lineage: Eukaryota; Fungi; Ascomycota; Sordariomycetes; Sordariales; Lasiosphaeriaceae
Product: P-loop containing nucleoside triphosphate hydrolase protein
Exons: 2
Coding region: 1-3246 (1081 amino acids)
Biological process (GO): cytosolic ribosome assembly
Cellular component (GO): ribonucleoprotein complex; cytosol
Molecular function (GO): GTPase activity; GTP binding; ribosome binding
Source: RefSeq, a predicted model, not a curated record